AUGGAGCGACUUAUCAAGAAAAGGGAUGGAAUCAAGUAUCAAGUAGAAUGUAUUUACGACUAUGUGAAAAGUGUUACUAGUGAGGAUGGCGAAAGUGUAAAGACGACCGCUAAAGUUUUGGCAAAGAAACAGAACGCUUUGUCAGUCUAUAAGGAAAGGUAUGACCAGAUUUUCGAAGAAUUGUUGAAUGAAGCAGCGACAACCGAAGAGGUUGAAGAAAUUCACUAUUCAUACAAGGUUUUUCAAGACAAGUGUACGGGAAUCGAAGAAAUAAUUGAUAUUAUCGAAGAUAACUACUUUCCUGAAGAAUCGACGCGUGCUACUUCUGCGUCAGCUUCUAGUUCUACGUUUGAUGCAACAAUAUUGCAAGCUGUUAAAGAAAUUGUGAACAAUCAAGUGGAAUCAUUGCAACGCAUUACUGCACAACAACAAGAAUCGUUAAAGGAUCUGUUUUCUGCUAAUAAGAUUUCUGCGAGUGAAGCAAAGCUGCCGCAACUGGAUUUGAAAUCGUUCAGUGGAGGAUAUACGCAAUGGUCGGAGUUCUACGAUACUUUUAAAUGUGCUGUUGAUUCGCGUUCAAAUUUAGCGCCCGUUCAGAAGCUUCAAUAUUUGAAAUCGUGUCUCAAGGGAGAAGCUGCUGUACUCGUCAAGAAUUUGAAUUUGAAUGAUGCAAAUUAUGCUAUUGCUAUUGAUUUAUUGAAAGGAAGAUACGAGAACGUCAAGAAUAUACGCGAGGCUCAUUUUGACACAAUUUUCAACAUGCAAAGUAUUGGAAAAAAGAAUGCAGUUAAUCUUCGGAAGUUAUGUAAUGUCAUGGAUGAAAACAUUCAAGCUCUACGUAAUUUAGGAGAACCUGUUCAACACUGGAGCUCUUGGCUUGUUUACAUUUGCAAGAAAAAGCUUGAUUCCGAAACACGCUUUGAAUGGGAAAAGCAUACUGCUAAUAACCAAAGUCCUACGUUCAAGGAAAUGCAUGAUUUUCUUUCUGAACACGCUUAUGCUUUGGAGGCAUCGGAAGAAAAAUCAAAGAAAUUCAACUAUGGAAACAAAUCUUCAAAUUCAACUGCUUCUGUAAAGUGUUUUAGUGCCGUUCAAAAGAAUCUGAAGGAUAAUUGUUUUUUGUGUGGAAGUGAUCAUCGUUUGUCCUAUUGUCCUGAAUAUACACGUCUGGAUGCGCUUGAAAGAAGGUCUAAAAUUUUGUGUUUAAAGCUUUGUCUCAAUUGUUUCUCAAGGCAACAUUUUGUGGCACAAUGUCCAAAACCGCCAAGCUGUAGAGCGUGCAGGAAAAAACAUCAUCCGACGCUUCAUGUCGAUGAUCUACACAAGGAAAGUGUCGAAGUUUCAAGUUCAUCAAAGUCUGUUGAUGAUAGUACGUCGAAUGUUUCUACCUUUGUGGAACAAUCAUUUAUUCUUAAGGAGGAAGUUUUGUUGGCCACUGCACUGGUUUAUGCUGACUCUAACGAUGGUCAGAAGAUAUUAUGCAGAGUCUUAAUUGAUCCAGGAUCUCAGUCAAGUUUCGUGACACGCGCUUUUGUACAACGUUUACGUCUAAGACCUUCGUUGUUGAAGAAUGGAAUCAACAUAAAUGGCAUUGGAGGGAUUUUGAAAGGAACUUUAAAUCAUGCUGUGGAUUUAAAUUUGUCAUCUGUGCACUCUGAGGNUUGCAUUUUUAUGCCAUUGCUUUUUAUCUUGAGAUUUGUUGUAAAUGAAGCUUUUACCACCAACAGCUUUUACCGUAGUUUAUUAUAA
Messenger RNA from Exaiptasia diaphana, 1749 nucleotides. RefSeq lists its product as uncharacterized. The record is from RefSeq and is a predicted model, not a curated record. NCBI's taxonomy places the organism in Eukaryota, Metazoa, Cnidaria, Anthozoa, Actiniaria, Aiptasiidae. Bases 1 to 1749 code for a protein of 582 amino acids. The transcript has a single exon.